AUGACUCAUAAUUUGAGCAAUGCUAAUAAUAACUGCUCCAUCGAUCAGUUUGAUGAGUCUCAGUUUAAAAUUGUUGCUGGAGUUCGAGCCUUCACUGGUCUACUAUCCCUCAUUUGUGCAGUAUGUGUUAUUUUCAUCCAUAUCGCUCACAAGAAGUACAAGUUCUUUCAUCAGAAGCUAAUUCUCUAUCUAGCUAUCACAGUCAUUCUACGAAGCAUCGCACAUCUACUUUGUCGUCUGGACUAUUUGGAUGGACGCGACCUAAUAGAUGAAGUUCAUUGCAUCUAUAUCGGUGGUUUCUUGGACUUGUACACAUCUUGGACACAGCUCAUUGCACUGGUUUGCAUUGUAGCAAACAUUUUUAGCAACGUCUUCCUAGGACUGGAUAUCUCUAAGGUGAAAUUGUUGCCUCUACUGUUUAUCUUAUUAUUGCCUCUCCUCUGGUGUUGGAUACCUUACACUCUCGAAGCAUUCGGCAUCGAGGGACCAUGGUGUGGUAUUCGUAUACACACUGAAGAAUGUAAGUUCUUUCUCCUUGGAAAUUGGUUGAGAUUUGGACUGUGGGAGAUACCAAUAUUCGUUCUUUUUUUACUAGGAUUUCUCAUUACAAUUGUUGCUGUGGCGGUCAAGAUGCAGAAGGCACAAAAGGAAUGGGUGGGACAUCGAUACGAUGCCAAGAAACAAGAAGCAAAACAAAAAGUGUUGAAAUCGAUCUACCCUCUCAUUUGCUACCCCUUCAUUUUCCUUCUUUUGAAUGUUCCACAUUUAGUUGGAAACCUACACCAGUCGUUCGAAAGCAAAACGAAUGUACUUCCAAUAUGGGUCUUAGAUGCAAUUUUCACUCCAUUAGCCGGAGGAGUGAUUGUCCUAGCGUAUACGUUUGACACUCGCACAAGACAAAAUCUAAAGAAAGGAAACUUGCGUCAAAUUUGCUUGGCCUGCUUCAAGAAUUGUCUGUCAAAGUACUCUUGUAAGGUGAAAGAAAAGACAGUGAAUGAUUAUCAUUGUGAGGCUGAGAACCGAUUUGGGGAUAGCUUGAGUGGAGAGUUUCUAAGGAACACCAUAUACGUUCGUCACCAAAUACAGAAUAGGCAAAUUGAAUCGACGACAAUGAAAUCGAAUCACCUCACUUUUGACAUAAUUUAGUUAGUAGAUCUAAUUAUGUUUUGUGUGCAUGAUCAAUUAUUGUGGCUCAUGUCUGUUGUCAUUCUGGGGAUUUCAAUGCA
Halichondria panicea is the source of this 1226-nucleotide messenger RNA. RefSeq lists its product as uncharacterized. Gene Ontology annotation, cellular component: plasma membrane. Gene Ontology annotation, biological process: adenylate cyclase-activating G protein-coupled receptor signaling pathway. The record is from RefSeq and is a predicted model, not a curated record. Gene Ontology annotation, molecular function: G protein-coupled receptor activity. Lineage: Eukaryota; Metazoa; Porifera; Demospongiae; Suberitida; Halichondriidae. The coding region runs from base 1 to 1146 and encodes 381 amino acids. The transcript has a single exon.